Cydia splendana is the source of this 916-nucleotide messenger RNA. Its product is annotated as male-enhanced antigen 1. Bases 106 to 564 code for a protein of 152 amino acids. Lineage: Eukaryota; Metazoa; Arthropoda; Insecta; Lepidoptera; Tortricidae. The transcript has 3 exons. Gene Ontology annotation, biological process: spermatogenesis. The record is from RefSeq and is a predicted model, not a curated record.
CUUUCUGCUGCAUCAAAAGAAUUUAACACCAAAUCACUUGCGUUUUUUGCAUUUUCAAAUUCUACAGAGAUACAACCUUACACAGCGAGUCAUAUCAAGUUGACAAUGGUGUGCGACGGCCCCGAUCCUCCCGACAAUUCGCCACAUGAACUCACGCCUCCCCCUCGACACGAUCUCAUGAUGAAUGGUAACAAUGCAGAAGAAAGCGAUGAAGAAAACGAAUAUUUCGGCUACGAACCAUUGCCACAGGGACCUGAAGCUAUGCAUUCCGACCACGAAAACAGUGACGACGAGACACAGAAUAUGGAUACCCCACAAGGACCCACAAAUGAGGUCCCUGCCAUUGAGCCCAUGGAGGAUGUGCUGACCAGAGAAGUGUGGAGCGCGCCUCGUCCGGUAGACCCCAUUCAAAUGGACAAUGAGAGAGCCCAACAGGUAAUGUCAGCAAUGGCCAACUUUGCUCUACCCCAGGCUUCCAUCCCCGACUGGGCUCAGAGUGUCACCGAGGACCAGUGGAAACAGACCCUGCAUGACAGGAUAGAGAGACUCCGGAGCAACAGAUAAAGCUAUGAUAUUUAUUUAUUUAGGUUUUAAUUAGUUUUAACUAUCCAAAUGAGUUGUGGGGCAAAAUCACUUCAGAGUGGGAGCCCGGAAACUCAAAUCGGGUAUCUGGCAGACCCUGCAGACGAUUGCGGGAUGAACUGGACUCCUUCUCAAAGGAGUGGCCAGACAUGGCACUGGACAGAGAUUUGUGGAGAAAUUGGGGGGAGGCCUUUGCCCAGCAGUGGGACACGACAGGCUCCAAAUAAUAAUUUAACUAUUCAGUAUGUAAAGGUAAUCAGUAGUGUCCGACUGAAACUGGAUUUUUUGCGGAUACCGAAACCAAUUUUUUUAAGUAAAUAAAAGCAAGUCAUUG